Molecule: messenger RNA, 2190 nt
Organism: Penicillium brevicompactum
Lineage: Eukaryota; Fungi; Ascomycota; Eurotiomycetes; Eurotiales; Aspergillaceae
Gene: trpB
Product: tryptophan synthase TRP5
Exons: 3
Coding region: 1-2190 (729 amino acids)
Biological process (GO): L-tryptophan biosynthetic process
Cellular component (GO): cytoplasm
Molecular function (GO): tryptophan synthase activity
Source: RefSeq, a predicted model, not a curated record
AUGGACGCAAUCAAACAGACCUUCGCCAGGUGCAAGGAGCAGAAGCGUGCUGCCCUUGUCGCUUAUAUCACUGCUGGCUAUCCUUCUGUUGAGGAAGCCGUCGACAUCCUCCUCGGUCUUGAGAACGGUGGAGCCGAUAUCAUUGAGCUCGGAAUUCCCUUCACUGACCCUAUUGCUGAUGGUCCCACCAUUCAAACCGCCAACACUAAGGCCCUCGAGAACGGUGUCACUCUCACUACCGUCCUGCAGCUCGUCCGCGAUGCCCGCCGCCGUGGCCUUAAGGCCCCCUUGAUGCUGAUGGGUUACUUCAACCCAGUCCUCAAGUACGGAGAGGAGCGUAUGCUCAAGGACUGCAAGGAGGCUGGUGUCAACGGAUUCAUCAUGGUGGACCUUCCCCCAGAGGAGGCCGUCCGCUUCCGCGACCUCUGUGCCAGCAACAGGCAAGUCCUAACCCCUCUCCUUUCCUAUGUUCCUCUCAUUGCCCCCGCCACAUCCGACGCCCGCAUGCGCCUGCUUUGCAAAAUUGCCGACUCUUUCAUCUACGUCGUCUCUCGCAUGGGUGUGACCGGUGCUACCGGCCAGCUGAGCGCCAAUAUUCCAGAGCUCCUGGGCCGUGUGCACGAAUACUCUGGCAACGUCCCCGCUGCGCUUGGAUUCGGUGUCAGCACCCGCGAGCACUACCUGGCCGUUCAGGAUCAAGCUGAGGGUGUCGUCAUCGGUAGUCAGAUCAUCACCGUCGUUGGCCAGGCUCCUGCUGGCCAGGCUGCCAAGGCUGCGGAAGAGUACCUGUCUAGCGUCACCGGCCGCAAGCGUGAGCGUGAUGCUGCUGGCGCCUGGACUCGUGAGAUUAACAUCAUCGAGGCCAUCGAGAAGGCCCAGCCCGCCACUGAUGCCCACCCCACCAAGGUCAUCACUGACGCUGAUGUCCCCUCCGGACCGGGUCUCGGUGACCAGCUUGAGGCCCUCAACGUUACUCAGAACCCAUCCGCCCAGCCUUCCCGCUUCGGUGAGUUCGGCGGACAAUAUGUCCCUGAAUCCCUCAUGGACUGCUUGGCUGAGCUCGAGCGUGGUUUCGACACCGCAAACAACGACCCCAAGUUCUGGGAGGAGUUCCGCUCAUACUACCCAUACAUGGGCCGCCCCAGCAGCCUUCACCUGGCUCAGCGUCUGACCGAACAUGUUGGAGGAGCCAACAUCUGGUUGAAGCGCGAGGACCUUAACCACACCGGAAGUCACAAGAUCAACAACGCCCUUGGACAGAUUCUGAUUGCCCGUCGUCUGGGCAAGACUCGCAUUAUUGCUGAGACCGGUGCUGGCCAGCACGGUGUUGCCACUGCUACCGUCUGCGCCAAGUUCGGUAUGAAGUGCACCGUCUUCAUGGGUGCUGAGGAUGUCCGUCGCCAGGGCCUUAACGUUUUCCGCAUGAAGCUCCUUGGUGCUUCCGUUGUCGCUGUCGAGGCUGGUAGCCGCACCCUGCGUGAUGCCGUCAACGAGGCUCUCCGCGCUUGGGUUGUCGAGCUCGACAGCACCCACUAUAUCAUUGGUUCCGCUAUUGGUCCCCACCCCUUCCCUACCAUCGUCCGUACCUUCCAGUCAGUCAUCGGUAACGAGACCAAGGAGCAGAUGAAGGCCGAGAUCGGCAAGCUUCCCGAUGCUGUUGUCGCCUGUGUCGGUGGUGGCAGUAACGCCGUCGGCAUGUUCUACCCCUUCUCCAACGACCCCUCCGUCAAGCUCGUUGGUGUUGAGGCUGCCGGUGAUGGUAUCGAUACCGAUCGCCACUCCGCCACUCUUUCCGGUGGCUCCCACGGUGUCCUGCACGGUGUCCGUACCUACGUUCUGCAGAACGAGCACGGCCAAAUCGCCGAGACCCACUCCAUCUCUGCCGGUCUCGACUACCCCGGUGUCGGCCCCGAGCUCUCCAACUGGAAGGACAGCAACCGCGCCACCUUCAUCGCCGCUGAUGACAGCCAGGCUCUCGCUGGUUUCCGCGCUCUCGCCCAGCACGAGGGUAUCAUCCCUGCCCUGGAGUCCUCCCACGCCGUCUGGGGUGUCAUGGAGCUUGCCAAGACCAUGGGCAAGGGCCAGAACGUCGUUCUCAACGUCAGUGGCCGUGGUGACAAGGAUGUCCAGCAGGUCGCUGAUGAGCUUCCUCGCCUGGGUCCUAAGAUCAACUGGGACCUCCGCUUCUAA